This is a messenger RNA of Arabidopsis lyrata subsp. lyrata, 3083 nucleotides long. RefSeq lists its product as uncharacterized. Gene Ontology annotation, cellular component: nucleus. Lineage: Eukaryota; Viridiplantae; Streptophyta; Magnoliopsida; Brassicales; Brassicaceae. Gene Ontology annotation, biological process: protein desumoylation. Gene Ontology annotation, molecular function: deSUMOylase activity. The transcript is spliced from 8 exons. Bases 331 to 2952 code for a protein of 873 amino acids. The record is from RefSeq and is a predicted model, not a curated record.
UAAUUUUGUGUUUUUUGAAACCCUCUUCUUGAGCUGGAGACUUCUCCCACAUAAAAACCUUCUUCUUUCUUUUUCCUCAUUAACCAAAACGUGAAAGAGACAAAUUAAAACCCUUUUGUCGCCGGCGAUAAAAACCUUAGCCGUCGAAGUGAUUCGCCGCCUCCUCCCGUUUCGCGAAGCCUCAACCUUGAUUCUUCCUUGUCGUGGUUCAAACUUCUACGGUUCAAAAAACUAAUAACACAAACAUGUGCUUUAAAGUUGGAACUUGAAGACUUGAACAAAUACAACACAGUCACCACAUAGGUUUUGAUCUAAUAGUUUACCUCCUCAAUGGAAGAAAAACCAUGCAGUUCCAGUACAGGCACCGUUAAAGAGUUUCCCAAACGUCUCCUAAGACAUGGUAGUGAGCCUGAAGUUAGGCAGAUUAACAACAACUAUAAAAUGUCUAUCCUCAACAAAAUCGAAGAUGCUUUGCCAAGCGAGUACAAGAAGGUGAAGGAAGAUCCCGUGUUUGCACAUGUAUUGAAGAUACAUGAAAAUGGUCUUGGAUAUUCUGGUCGUUUGAUACACAGCAUGAUGUGUAGACAAUUGGUAACAAGGAAGAAACAUGAACUCUGGUUUGUGUUUGGGAAUAAGCCUCUUAGAUUUUCUCUUCAAGAGUUCUACGCAGUGACUGGUCUCAAAUACAAGGACGACUUCAGUUAUGAUUUGGAGAGUUGGAAAAAUGAUGGAGGCUUUUGGAGCAGAUUGUUGGAAAGAGAUGACAAGAUUUGCAUUAAGACGCUUCUUAAUAAGCACUUAGUAGCAGUUCACACGUGGGAGAAAGUAGACAGGAUCAGAUUUAUCUAUGUGUGCGUUAUAGCUGGCUUGGUGAUGGCUAGAGAUGAGAAGAAAGAUAUCCCUACAUUAUACAUCAAGUUGGUUAUGGACCUUGAAAAGCUGAGGGCGUAUCCUUGGGGUUUACAUUCUUAUGACUACCUAGUCAAGUCGAUUACCAAAGUAAAGACAGACUUGAAGAAAGAAGUAAGCUACCUUCUUAAUGGUUUCUCACUUGCUCUACAGAUUUGGGCUAUGGAAGCGAUUCCUUCGAUACAAUUCUUAUUUGGACAUAAGCUUAACAAGGAAUUAGGAGCAGUCCCUAGAUGUUCAAACUGGAAAGGGUUAGCAAGGGUCUCAUAUUAUCAAAUUAUCUUGAUAGAAAACUCAAUGACAGCAAAGGAUAUUGUCUACCCCUACAUUUCUAUUACUGGAAAUUAUGAUGUUCAUGAGUCAGCAGACUUCAUGAGGCUAGGCGAGAAGAAGGAUGAAUCAAUCAAAAACUUGAACAACUUGAUCAGAUCUGGUUUUGAUUUUGCUGAGUUUGAAUGGGAAGAUAUUGAGAUUGAUGCUGUCGAAGAAAAGAAGAUAGAAGAAGAGAAUAUAGAAGAAGAGAAGAUAGACCAGCCUUUAGACGAAGAUAAAUAUGUGGAAGGCCAAACAGACACUCACAGUGAUGACAAAGAAGCUGCAGAUGUUAUUGAUGGUGGUAACAUAGUGACUAGUUUGCAGACACGUCAUAAGGAACAACCGACAUGUUCGAAGAAGCGAAAGAAGGAGGCUGACCGUGGUGCUGAGAGUCAGAAAAUGAGACUUUUAUGUCAGAGAGCCGCAACGAUGACUGGUUUUGUUGAAGGGAUGAAGUCAUUCAUCAAAGAAAUGUUCGAAACUUCGUUCAUGCAAUUUGGGCAAGAAAUAAACAAGAGAUUGGAGAAGGUACAUGAUGAUGUAUCAUCACUGAAGGAUGAUGUAUCAUCACUGAAGGAAACAGUGACUGCUAUGGCUGAGACUUCGACAAAAGAAAAGGCAAGAUCAUUUAAGUCAAAGGCAGUGGAUGAAAAUUGUAUGUUUGAUGAAUACAUUACUCAAACGGGUGACAUAGACCUCAACUGCAACUUGACUACGCAAGAUUUCCUUCAGAGAGAAAUGGGACAUCUUUCCCAAAAAACACAGGUACCAGAUUUUGAUCAGUCACAAGGAUUAUUUCGAGAAGAUGUCGUCCCGCGACAACGCCAUAACUACAGUUCGGAGUUUUUGGACUGGAGAUGUAAGGGGGACUCGGGUAAAAAUGACGUUGACGCAGUUUUGGUUUAUUUAUCUGAAGCUAAAUGGGAUGCUUUUACAGAAUGGCAAAUGAACCUUUCUCGCGAGGAUCCUAAGCUCGGUCCAUCUCUACUUACUAAUGCCUUAUUUGAUCGAGUUAUAAAUCCCAAGAAUUGGCUAGGCAAUCACGAAAUUGAUGCAAUGUUGUUUUUACAUCGGGAAAAGACAUCUAUAGGCCGACUACAGUUAGAUCGUGUUGGUUUUAUGAAUUGCAUGUUUAGUACUCGAAUCAAAACCGAAUAUGAGAGGUAUUUGAAAAAUAAGAAGAGCCACAAAUGGGAUAGUCGGCUUCUUUCUUACGUUUACGGUGAGAACCCAUCUCAUGGAAUGACGUGUAAACGUUGGGCUAUGGAUGUCGACAGAAUUUAUGCUCCGGUCAACAUCAAUAAUAGUCAUUGGAUUUCUAUUUGCAUUAACUUUGCUUUAAGAACAAUUGAAGUCUUCGAUUGUAACGCCGGCCACAACAGAAGGUACGUGGAACCAUUCGCAUACACGAUUCCUCGGAUUUUGAAAGAAGUACACUCGAAGGUAUAUGGGAAAGUUCCUCUGUUGACACAAUAUGAGAUCAUACCCGUCAAGGUGCCCCCUGCUCUAAAUAGUUCUCAGAGUCACUGCGGAGUAUAUGCGUUGAAAUACAUUGAGUGUCAUAUGCUUGGGCUAGACAUGGAUUUGAUAACCGAUGAGAACAUCCAAGAGGCGCGUAUGAAGAUUGCAGUAGACCUUUGGGAAGCUUCAAAUGAUCCUGUCUUAAUUGAGCAAAUGAAAAACUACAAACCUCCACAAUUAUCUUCCGAAACCAUAGAAAUCGAUUGAGAUCGUUUGGAUUUUAUUAUGACUAUUUUGGGAUGUUUUUUGAUUGCAUUGAAUUUGCACUUAGAUGUCUAACAUUGGAUUACGUUUCUUUAUUUUAUGGUUCUUAUUAAUCUAAUAUCAUUUUUAGUUUA